CAAUACAAAAAUGGCUGCUGUGCAACAAAAUUUUUCGAAAAUGAUUUCGGGACAGCUUCGUAAUAAAGCAAAUGAGUUUCUUAACUCCAGAAAACAUGCGAACAAUCUUGCUGAUAUAUUGCAGAUGUUUGAGGUCGAAACAGACAAUUAUACGCCGCUACUGCUUACAAUAGAAGUAAUAUUCACCGAACUAUUAAAACGGGGCGAUUUAGUCCAGGAAAUAGUUCCAUUAAAGCCUGCAGAACAAAGUCCAGAAGCGGAGUACACAAGAUGGCUUCGUGAAUGCUACGAGACUGCUCUCGCUCGUAUAUUAGCUUGUGUAAUGAAAGGACGCACAAAUUCUCGGCUGCAAGCUCUUGUCACAGCCUCCAAAUUACUGCAAGUUGAAGGGAAACACCCACUGGAGCAGAGCUCUGGAUAUUACUUCCCAUCGUUCAGAUUGAAGAACAUUUUCACAGUACUGUUGGACUCUGAUAUGUCCAUGUCAGCUCCAUUAGCACGUUUCCAAGAGUUCACAGAGUACAAAGAUGUGCAGCAGUAUGGACUGAAAGUUCUCUCUACCCUGGCAUAUCGGAAGUCUCCCACUACAGUCUACAUGCAGAAUUACUUGGAACUUCUUGACAAACUACUAAUCUCAGAGAUUGCCACUGAGACAAAAACUAAAAAUAACAAAGGUGGUGAUGACCAUGAAGAAGAAUUUAAAGUUCUAUGUGGCACAAAUGCCAAGGUGCCAUUCCCGUACAACCCGGGCGUGUGUCGUCGCUACGCCAACCGCUGCUGGAGCUUCGCGUGCCAGUGGCCGCUGUGCUCGGAGCCGCGCACGCACCGCCGCGCCCUGCUGCUGCUGGUGGAGCGCCUCAUGCCGCUGCUCAGCAAGCCGCACCUCGCCACCGACAUGCUCUGCGACAGUCUCGACGCCGGCGGUCCGAUCAGCAUGCUGGCGCUGCAGGGCGUGCUGGAGCUGGUGCGGCGGCACAACGUCGACUACCCGGACAUGUACGACCGCCUGUACGCGAUGUUCGAGCCGGAGAUGUUCGCCACGCGCUACAAGCGGCGCCUCAUGCACCUCGCCGACAUCUUCCUCAGCUCCACACAUUUGCCUGAGAGUUUGGUGGCGGCCUUCGCAAAGCGUCUGUCUCGGCUGGCGUUGGUGGCCUGCCCGGAGGACGCCGUGGGGCUGCUGCAGCUCAUAGCCAACCUGCUGCUCCGACAUCCGGCGUUGAAGCGCAUGAUCUGCUACGAAGAUACGCCCGCCAUCAUGUCGAGCGACCCGUACGUGAUGGAGGAGACGUGCGCGGCGCGCGCGGGCGCGCUGGGCUCGUCGCUGUGGGAGGUGGCCGCGCUGCGCCGCCACGCCGCGCCCGCGCUCUCCGCCGCGCUCGCCGCCGUGCUCGCCGCCGCCGACCCGCGCCCCGAGCCCUUCAACCUGUCCUCCGGGGACGCCAACCAGAUGUUUGAUGCUGAGUUGAAGAAAAGAUUCAAAACGAUCGAGAUGAACUUUAUCCGGCCUCAAGGUAUGACUGCGCCCUCUGGCGAACGUCUCAUGCAGUACUGGGAACUGAUGGCUUGAAUAUCGAAUCGAAAUAGUCUAUAAAAAUCCAGUGCGAGAAACCCGGUUAUCGAUACUAAUGUAGAAUUUAAACUUAUCGACUUUAGAUUCGUGUAAGUUAUUGAAAUGUUUAAAAAAUUUUAAAAUUCGAUAUAAUCCUCUCUUGUUAAAUAUAAUAAAUAUAUUUUUACACAGCCACAAUAGUCGUAGAGUGCGAAAGUCGAGUUUCGAAUUAAUCGAUACAAGUCAUCGAUUACAUCCCUGAUAUUCUAAAUGUUGCAUCGUCGUUUUAACGCGAACAACACUAAUGACAAAACACGAAACAUUGUUUCAUGUUUAAAUUUAACAUAACUUAUUCGGCCUACAUAUGGACAUACAUUACGGACUUGUUGAUUAAACAAAUCAUUGUACUGUAUUAAUCGUUAAGGACUAAAAAAAAAACGAAAUGAUCUUAUUAUCUUUUAUUCAGUGUGUGUGACGUGAUACAAACAUUUCAUUAAAACAGUUCAUUACCAAAGUUUAAAGUAAAUUACAUGUGAUUAGCGAUUGAGUUAUUUGAAUUCGAAAUUUAAUAAAAGCUCUAGUACCCCAGUUGUAUUAGGAUCGCUGGUUCGAUCCGAGCACCCGGAAUGUGCUUUAGUUACUGCGGCCGUGGACUUAUUAAACUUUUGAACUUCACACUUUGGACCCCACCAGAGAUUUUGAAAACAUUCAAACACGCAUAGAAUAAUUUUAAAAUGUACACACGGAGAUUACAUUAUCGUAAUAAGAGUACAGCAGUGGUAGUUCCAUUUUUCCAACUGGAAAGACGAAUGUAUUACACCAUACAGCCUAAUAUUUUGUAUACCCUAUUCUCUUUCUUGAAAAAUGAUAUGAAGAUGAUUAUUUUGAGACAUUAAUAAAUUGAGAUGACAUUAAAUGAGAUGUGAUGAUGAUGAUAAUAAUGUGAUGAAAUAAUAUUAUAAUCUCAGUAAAAUGGUGGUAAUUGACUAAGACUUUUUCACUGGACUUUUUUAAAGAUCGCGAGAAACUACAUCCAGCGGCUUUGUUUCAUUUUCCCACAUUUGUGCACUUGCACACAUACUAAACAGUUAAUAAACCACCGUUAUUAUACAUUUAAACCUGAAGAAACACUAAAUAGAUAAAAUAAAACAAUUCACACAACUUCGCUCCUCGCGUUCCCCCAAAAAGUCUCUCAUAGAGUACAGUUAACACAGGCGUUCUUUUUUUUCUCGUAUUAUCAAACGAUUGAGUGUCAACCGCCGGAUCCCAUGAUCAUCACAGCGUGGAUCCCGUUGCUCACCUUGAGAUGAUUUCAUUCUCAAUUGCAUUAGUAGAAUUGUUCCCUACUUCCACAUUACAAAGCAAGACACUUGGUGGCACAAAUUGUCAAAACAGUGCCACUAACUCUACUCGCUAAAAGUACUGAAAGUAGGAAUUGGGGGAAAAGGAAAUAAAAUUAUGAAGAAAAAAUACUGUUUUGUAGUAAGUAGCUGUGAAGGUUUGUGUGCAUCGUCUCAUCAAUGGACUAUUGGUCUACUCAAGGUGUCUCUGGCCCAUGUGACGCCCGCGUGCAAUCAUUGCCCUAGAGCCCUCUAGUUUAGCGCGCGGGCAGAAUGGAAUAGGUCAAAUGUCAACAGCACCAUAGGUAAAACAGCGUCUUGGUCUACUGCCGUCUAAGAUCCUCUGGUCUAAAAUAUGAUCUACAAAUCAAUUUUUUAUCGGUUCAUAACUCACAUGGACAUUCAAAGGGUUAAUAUCAAAGCAUGGGCGGUUCUCGUUCGGAACCGUCGAUCGACAAUGUCAUUGUCAUUGGACACUAACAGAGUUCGUUGAUGUCUCGCACGUUCACCUUCUAAUACAUUAAAAGUAGAGCCGCAUGUUUUUGUUGAACGUAUAUUUAAGAUAGUUAAAAGUAAGAUUUAAUGCAUUUGUAGCGAAAAUUGACGUUAAAAAUUCACCAAAAAUAACUUUAAAUUAACAAAUACGAAAAAUGUAUGUUUUAGUUUUUAUAGAAUACACAUUUAAUUUUUACUUUGAUGAUCUAUUUUUUUUGAGACUUCAGUAAAACAUUAUGUAUUGAUUUCCUUUUUUUUUUAUUUCUGGAAACAUUACCAGAUUUUCAAAUAUAUAAUUAAUGGGGGGUCUUUUGACAAAAAAUAAGCUUUUCUAAACCACAUUUCUGGGUAGUAACUAAGUAGUCAGUAGUUUGGCUAACUUAAUGAACAAUACCGAACAAAUAAUAAUAUUGAGUUAACAUUUAGUUUGUUAAUGUCAAUCAAAGUAUUCGAUAUCUUACCUAAAUGGGACACAAUUACCCAGAGUACUGUAGGUAUUCAUUUUUGUAUUUGUUUCUCAAACACUGAAAUACAGCAUCGGUUAGACAGAGCCAGCAAGCACUUUACUACACACAUUGAUGUAAAAGAAAAUCUACUUUUCACGCACAAAAUCACAGAAGACAUGACACACAAGUUCUCAUGAGGAUUCGAAUGUUUUAUAUAAUUUUACCAUCAUGGUAAUACCAGCUGUAAAGAUGUCAUGAGAACUCAAGAAUUUUCACUAUCAUGGCAAUACCAGCUAAAAAUCUCUCACGAGAAUUAGGAUAUGAUUUUAAUAAAAAAUCAUGGCUAGACAAAGGUAUACGUCCUCUUAAUAACAAUGCUUAAAAACAUAUUUAUUUCCCAUACUAAUUAAAAAUUGAACUGCUAUUAUAAUCUUUUUUAUCAUCCCACUCUAGUCUAAGCAUCGAUUAUAACAUUAACAUUAGUCUUCCCUUUUGUUGAUUCUGAAUAUAGAAACCUGAUUCCAUGAUUCCUUUUGUAAAUUAUCAAGCAAUUGAAGUUUUUCGACGAAACAUUGAAUUCCCUGAAAUUUACAACAAAACUGUAAAAAAAACUAUGGAUCGGCCAUAUUUAUUUUGUUUUUUAUUUUAUUUUAUUGAUUAUUAUAGUGUACUCGUUUGUUCGGGCGUUGGCGGGGUUUUGUGUUAAACUGAUGCCAUUCUGUAGUUUCCACUAAAACAUUGCAAAAAUAUGAUAAAAAAUUUAAUCUUAACUAUUAUUCAACCCUAUUGUGAUUUUAUAGAAAUGCGUUGAUAUAAUCUGGGGUAACUUAAGAUAAAUACGACAAGAAAUAACGUAUUUAUACACUAAAAUAUAAGGUACAGUUUCCUUUGUACACAUUCGCCGCCAAUGACUUCAGAGCCUCGCAGUUGAGGGCGCGGCUGUUUUAGAAUACACAUAAAGACAUACUUCAUGACGGUGACGUCAUGAAUGAGUUUGUCAACGCAAAACACACAUAAUUACGAUUAAAAAAUAAUAACUUGUCAUUCAAUAUCAUUUUAGUAACUUUUUUUUCAUUACCAUAAAAACUACAUUGUAGUUCAAGGUUUGGCCAAUUUUGCGUUGAGAACCUCUACAGAUAUAAGAUUUAAGGAGAGCUAUCAUAAGGCCAUCUUGAAAUAUUUCAUAAAAUCAUAUACCAACACCUGUUGACACCAGUGAAUUUUCUGAGCUAACAAUUUACUGUAAUGUUAGCUACUAGUACUAAAGAUGUGGUCCCGAAGUGACGAACCGACCAAUGGGAGUGCAGCUUUUGAUAAAGCGUUGACAUCGAAAGCUCCCAGCUUGUGAUAAUCUUGUGCGAUCAUUGAGAAUUGAUUAGUCUUGUUUUUAUCACUAUUGAAGCAAUGUUCAUGGAUCGUAGUGUAUAAAGCUGUUACAUGUUUUAUAGCAAAUGUUAAGUGUAAUUAAUGAACAACAUUUAAAAGUACUUUAUUGUUGUUUAAAAGUCAUCAAGUACUUGAAAAAAAUAGGUUUUUAAAUUUGUACUUUUGUAUAAUUAUAUGGAAGUUUCCGUUAGGACAUGGUUUGAAUGGAUAUACUAGCAUGUUUAAACAAUAUUAUGAAGAAUAAAGACUUUUUAUAUCAAAAUUGUUAAACUUACCACUGUACACGAUACAGCGAAUCUCUGUCAGACUCCCACAGCCGCGCCCACCGGAUUAAUGUGAUUAUAAUUUAGAUGUAAGUUAGAUUGUAAGACAUUAUUUUAUAUUUCAUUUAAAGUUUUAUUGUAUUAUUAUGAAUAAAGAAAAACUAUUCUAAUGUUCGAAA
This is a messenger RNA of Bombyx mandarina (wild silkworm), 5661 nucleotides long. RefSeq names its product nucleolar complex protein 4 homolog B. Lineage: Eukaryota; Metazoa; Arthropoda; Insecta; Lepidoptera; Bombycidae. Gene Ontology annotation, biological process: ribosome biogenesis. Gene Ontology annotation, cellular component: Noc4p-Nop14p complex; small-subunit processome; nucleolus. The record is from RefSeq and is a predicted model, not a curated record.